AUGGUCCGGAUGAACUCUCUUUACAGGAAUCUCAAAGGGACAGCCCACUGGUGUAUUCCCCUGUCGACAUCUGAGUCCGACUAUAAUGCAGCCCAACGAGCUAUGGACUUUAAUGUUGGAUGGUUUAUGGACCCUUUAACCAAUGGUGAAUAUCCGCCUAGCAUGAGGUCCUACGUGGAAAAUCGGCUACCAAAAUUCACGAAAGAACAAUCUGAUAUGUUGAGAGGAUCGUUCGAUUUCAUAGGUCUAAAUUACUACACUUCCAGGUACACAGCUCAUGUUCCUCACUCCGAUACCACCCGAGUAAGCUACACAACCGAUUCACAUGUUAAUGUAACAGUCGAGCGAAAUGGGAUCCCAAUCGGAACUCAGGAAUAGAUGAGCUCAACAACAGUUCCUUGUCACUGGAGGAAGCGCUGCAAGACGAAGCGAGGAUUAACUACUAUCAUCACCAUCUUUUAUUUCUUCAAAAUGCCAUCAGGGAUGGUGUGGAUGUGAGGGGCUUCUUUGCUUGAUCAUUGUUGGACAACUUCGAAUGGGCAGAAGGUUACACCGUUAGAUUUGGCCUUAUUUACGUGGAUUAUAAAGAUGGUCUGAAGAGAUACCCAAAGCAAUCUGCUCUUUGGUUUCAGCAGUUUCUCAGAGGGCGUGAGGGUACAGAGAAUUCCAUCUCCUCUGAAUGAUAAGUGGGACAUGCACGGUACUAAUACAGGUAGGCCAUGUGUAUGAUUUAACUUUAUGGAUCUAUUGCUUAAUGUACCUAUUUAGUGUUAUGGGCAUGUAUAUAUAUUUAUUCAUAUGAUUAUGUUGGAAUGUUUUUAUGUUUGAAUAUACGGAUGUGAUUGUUUUGUAAAAAAGUUAUACAUUGAUACUUAGAUUAUACAUUAUGAUGAAAUAUGGCUAAUAUUCAUCGA
This is a messenger RNA of Magnolia sinica, 914 nucleotides long. Its product is annotated as beta-glucosidase 13-like. Gene Ontology annotation, molecular function: beta-glucosidase activity. Gene Ontology annotation, biological process: carbohydrate metabolic process. NCBI's taxonomy places the organism in Eukaryota, Viridiplantae, Streptophyta, Magnoliopsida, Magnoliales, Magnoliaceae. Bases 1 to 378 code for a protein of 125 amino acids. The record is from RefSeq and is a predicted model, not a curated record. The transcript is spliced from 5 exons.